UUUGUCUGAUGUCGUUUUCCCCGCUUUUCUGGAAUGGGCAUUACUUUAUUUCCCCCCAGUUCACUAACUGUACAGUAGGUGGCAACAUACACAUUCAAUUUGUGUGAACGAAACAGGAACUUCCGGGCAGGCGCACGCCAUUCUUCAGAUUAAAGAAAGCGCCAGGACUCUGAUGUUAAUAUGAUAACUUUUGUCUCCGUAUUAAAUGUAUGGCUGCAGGACGACUCAGAUUAAUUCUGAGACCGGUAACAUCAACAGUGAGGACAAACCCAGCCUGCCACUCUCCUUCCACACUGAGUCCAAACCUAUAGUCACUGGGUCCUGAUUGUGACAGUGGAGCCCAGUUUGCACUGCAGGAUCCAGAGAUGGCAUCAGUGAAGCUGGAAGACUGCAGUCAAACACUGGAGCUGAAUGUCAACAUUAAAGAUGAAGAAGAGGAGGAGAAGAUUAGGACAACUGUUAAUCAUGGAUACCAUGUUGAGACAUUCUCUACAUCCAGAGAGCAACAGCAGGAAGAUCACAGAGCUAAGAGGUCUCAUCACUGCCCACAUUGUGAAGAGAUUUUCCCAUUUCUGUCAAAGCUAAAAAUACACCUAAUAAUACACACAGGAGAGAAGCCUUACUCCUGCUCUGAUUGUGGAAAAUGCUUCAAAACAUCAACGGUGCUAAAAGUUCAUCAGAAGACUCACACAGGAGAGAAGCCUUUCUUCUGCCCUGACUGUGGUACUAGUUUCUCUCAACUUUCCCGCUUAAAAUCACAUGAACGUAUACAUACAGGGGAGAAGCCAUACUCCUGCUCUGACUGUGGAACUAGUUUCUCUCAACUUUCCAACUUAAAAAGACAUGAACGUAUACAUACAGGGGAGAAGCUAUGCUCCUGCUCUGACUGUGGAAAAUGUUUUAAAACAUCAACUGAUCUAAAAGUUCAUCAGAGAACACACACAGGAGAGAAGCCAUACUCCUGCUCUGACUGUGGAAAAUGUUUUAAAACAUCAAAUGAGCUAAAAGUUCAUCAGAGAACACACACAGGAGAGAAGCCUUUCUUCUGCCCUGACUGUGGAACUAGUUUCUCUAAACUUGACCACUUAAAAUCACAUGAACGAAUACAUACAGGGGAGAAGCCAUACCCCUGCUCUGACUGUGGAAAAUGUUUUAAAACAUCAAAUGAGCUAAAAGUUCAUCAGAGAACACACACAGGAGAGAAGCCUUACGUCUGCUCUGACUGUGGAACUAGUUUCUCUCAACUUUCCAACUUAAAAUCACAUGAACGUAUACAUACAGGGGAGAAGCCAUACUCCUGCUCUGACUGUGGAAAAUGUUUUAAAACAUCAAAUGAGCUAAAAGUUCAUCAGAGAACACACACAGGAGAGAAGCCUUAUUACUGCUCUGACUGUGGAAAAUGUUUUAAAACAUCAAAUGAGCUAAAAGUUCAUCAGAGAACACACACAGGAGAGAAGCCUUACGUCUGCUCUGACUGUGGAACUAGUUUCUCUCAACUUUCCAACUUAAAAUCACAUGAACGUAUACAUACAGGAGAGAAGCCUUACUCCUGCUCUGACUGUGGAAAAUGUUUUAAAACAUCAAAUGAGCUAAAAGGUCAUCAGAGAACACACACAGGAGAGAAGCCUUAUUCCUGCUCUGACUGUGGAAGAUGUUUUAAAGCAUUAAAUGAGCUAAAAGUCCAUCAGAGAACACACACAGGAGAGAAGCCUUACAUCUGCUCUGACUGUGUAAAAUGCUUCAAAACAUCAUCUGAGCUAAAAGUUCAUCAGAGAACACACACAGGAGAGAAGCCUUAUUCCUGCUCUGACUGUGGAAGAUGUUUAAAAACAUCAAAUGAGCUAAAAGUUCAUCAGAGAACACACACAGGAGAGACACCUUACGUCUGCUCUGACUGUAGAAAAUGUUUCACAACAUCAACUCAUCUAAAAGUUCAUCAGAGAACACACACAGGAGAGAAGCCUUAUUCCUGCUCUGACUGUGGAAAAUGUUUUAAAACAUCAAAUGAGCUAAAAGUUCAUCAGAGAACACACACAGGAGAGAAGCCUUUCUUCUGCCCUGACUGUGGAAAAUGCUUUAAAACAUCAACUCAUCUAAAAGUUCAUAAGAGAACACAUACAGGAGAAAAGUCUUACUCCUGUUCUGACUGUGUGGUGAGUUUCUCCCGACUGGAUACCUUAAAAACACAUCAACGUAUACAUACAGGAGAGAAGCCUUAUGUCUGCUCUGAAUGUGGAAAAUGUUUUAAAACUUCAAAUGAGCUAAAAGUUCAUCAGAGAACACACGCACGAGAGAAGCCUUACGUCUGCUCUCACUGUGGGGUGAGUUUCUCUCACCAUAGCAACGUAACACACCAAUGUAUACACACGGGAGAAGCCUUACUCCUGCUCUGUGGAGGGGUGGGCGUGUAAGUCAAACGUCUAGCCAAAGACUGCGUGUUUGAAUCUCAUCAAGGUGGACUUUUGCAUUUUAGCUAAUUAGCAACUUUGCAACUACUUACUACUUUUUAGCUAUUACUUAGCAUGUUGGAAUUCGUAACAUAUCAUACAUAUUACAAGUUCGUAAGAUAAUGUAUGAAUAGCAAUGCGUAAAAUAACAUACGAAUUGUAAUUCAUUUAAUACCAUACGUCCUACAAGUCGUAUUAUACUGAACAACAAUCUAAAUUAAACAAUUUCAAAGACUUACAGUUCGCAUAAGGAAAUCAGUCAAUUGAAAUAGGGGGGGCUCAGCCAUGGGUGGGACUUGGGAGGGCAUAGGCCCACUUGGGAGCCAGGCCCAGCCAAUCAGCAUGAGUUUUAUUACAGACAGAAAUACUACUCAGCCCCCC
Messenger RNA from Salmo salar (Atlantic salmon), 2828 nucleotides. RefSeq lists its product as uncharacterized. Gene Ontology annotation, biological process: regulation of transcription by RNA polymerase II. Gene Ontology annotation, molecular function: DNA-binding transcription factor activity; RNA polymerase II cis-regulatory region sequence-specific DNA binding. Lineage: Eukaryota; Metazoa; Chordata; Actinopteri; Salmoniformes; Salmonidae. The record is from RefSeq and is a predicted model, not a curated record.